AUAUUUUUAUCGUUAUCGAUCCGAGCCAAUCACCCGAUACUCCCUCUCCUUUCUCUCGGUCUCGAUUUUGUACGGUCGAGUGCCCGCGCGACGCAGGUAUUCCUCUAUCGAGCGAUCGCUCCGUGGCACCGGGACCGACCGCAUCCCAGCGACAAUCGCGGACGAUGAUGCGGGACAUUUUUUAGAGGCGAGUCGCGGCUAAUCGGGUCACACGAGCCUUCGAUCUCCGGUGAAACGAAAGAGCGCAGUUUCGACACCCGCUCACCGUUCCUCCGUCCUCCGGCCUCCGGCCCCGCACCCUCGCACUCGACGUACGCUCGGCACCUGCGGGGCGAGUAAAACGUCGACGCUCCGGUAUUCCCGUCGGAUGCUGCGCUAAUUUUUUUUCGUUCACCGCUCGCGCGGAAUCGAGCGGGGGAUAGUCGGAAGCGCGAUCGCCUCGCCGGCAUUCAGCCGCGAUGGUGUCGCUUUGCUGAUUUUUUUAUCCGCGCUGUUCCUUUCAUAGUCUAAAUUUUUUCUCGCCAAUUGUAGCGUGUAAAGAGAAACAGGCGAGUAACCGAGGCUUCCGUUACGUAUAUAUCUGGAUCACUCCGAGAGCGCGAGGACACUCGACAUCCGACCGCGGAGCAACCUCGUCCCGUUGUCGCCGCUCGCAGGGAUCGCCAUCAGGCAACGCGAUGUUCGAAGGACCUCGCGGAACUUUCGGUGCGAAUAUCGCCCGCCAAACGCAUCGUACGCUGGUGGUACUGGCGGCACUGGGACUCGGAGCCAUCGUACGAACGGUAUCCGGCGCAGAAAAGGUCGUUCUCUCGCUUCCCCGGCCCAUCGAGGAACGCAACUUUGCCUCACCGUUCGCGGUCCCCCGUCAUCCGCAGCAGCUCGCGGAUCACGUGGUGAUCCCGCACGGGGAGGGCCUAUCCUACGGGAUCUCGUACGGGAAGGCCUACGUCCCCGACAACGAGUUCGGAGGCGAAGCGAGGGGAGGACGACCGGGAUUCUCGGGCGGCGGCGAGAACCACCUCGGCUACACCGACGACGUCCCGUUCCCGUCAUCGAUCGGAGCCACCGACGAGAGCUUCGAUCGGCCCGCGGACGCCUGUCCCCCGCAUCCGCGAAGAGGACCCCCGGAGUCCUCCGUUGCUCCGAUCAAACCGGAAGUAAGAAAAAUGACCCCCGUCGUGCUGCGGGACACCGUCGACCUGGGGGAGUACAUGGCGAGGAUCGAGAUGCUCGCGAGGAGUUGGCCUUACGCCGGCGGCCUUGCGAAAUUCCAGGGGGAAAAUCGGCCGAUCGCCACCUGGGGGGCUGCGGGCAGCGGAGGUGGUUACAGGGUGCGGGAGGAGUCGCCGGAGUCGGAAACAACCGGGGGAUGACGUCGCGCGCGGCGCGGGUGGCAUUCGAAUCGCUCGGAGGGCUCGACGUCCGUCGACGCUCCCCCCUCGCAAUUAUUUAUUCUGUACAUGUUCGAUUAUUGUCAACCGGCGUUCGCCGAUCAGUAAAUAAGCCGAGUCCCCGAA
Molecule: messenger RNA, 1517 nt
Organism: Athalia rosae (coleseed sawfly)
Lineage: Eukaryota; Metazoa; Arthropoda; Insecta; Hymenoptera; Athaliidae
Exons: 3
Coding region: 678-1373 (231 amino acids)
Source: RefSeq, a predicted model, not a curated record